AUGAUAUGUCGCUCCUGCUGGACCCAUUUUUCUAACAAAAAGUUGCCUUGGUCGUUGUUACCGGUGAUCGUGGUCUUUGCGGAGGUUUCAACAAUGCUAACUGUCAUCAAGAAAGCCGAAGCAAGAAUUGCAGAAUUGACGGAGCUUGGACUUGAUUAUACUGUAAUUAGUGUGGGGAAGAAGGGUAAUUCAUAUUUUAUCCGUAGGCCUUUCAUUCCAGUGGAUAGGUUUCAAGAGGGUAGUACACUCCCUACGGCCAAAGAAGCUCAGGCAAUUGCAGAUAAUGUUUUUUCACUUUUUGUUAGUGAAGAAGUUGAUAAAGUAGAGCUUUUGUACACCAAGUUCGUAUCGUUGGUUAAGUCUAAUCCUGUGAUCCAUACUUUGCUUCCACUCUCACCAAAGGGAGAGACCUGUGAUGUAAAUGGGGUUUGUGUUGAUGCUGCUGAGAAUGAGUUCUUCAGAUUGACAACCAAGGAAGGGAAACUGACAGUUGAGAGAGAAGUUGUGAGGACUGAGAUAAUGGAAUUCUCUCCCAUUUCGCAGUUUGAGCAGGAUCCAGUUCAGAUUCUUGAUGCUUUAUUGCCUCUCUAUCUCAACAGCCAGAUUUUGAGGGCUUUGCAAGAACCAUUAACUAGUGAGCUUGCUGCUUGGAUGAGUGUCAUGAGCAAUGCCACUGAUAAUGCCCAGGAAUUGAAUUGA
Molecule: messenger RNA, 699 nt
Organism: Durio zibethinus
Lineage: Eukaryota; Viridiplantae; Streptophyta; Magnoliopsida; Malvales; Malvaceae
Source: RefSeq, a predicted model, not a curated record